Lutra lutra (Eurasian river otter) is the source of this 914-nucleotide messenger RNA. RefSeq names its product transmembrane protein 134 (gene TMEM134). The record is from RefSeq and is a predicted model, not a curated record. The transcript has 7 exons. NCBI's taxonomy places the organism in Eukaryota, Metazoa, Chordata, Mammalia, Carnivora, Mustelidae. Bases 98 to 775 code for a protein of 225 amino acids.
GCCCGGGGCGGGGCCUGCGUGCGGGGGCGGGACCGCGGCGCUAGGGACAGGCGGGCUCGGAUGGCGGCGGCGAGGGGCGCCUGAGCGGGCCGGGGCCAUGAGCGCCGCCCGGCCCCAGUUCAGCAUCGAUGACGCCUUCGAGCUGUCCUUGGAGGACGCGGGCCCGGGGCCCGAAUUCAGCGGGGUCGCCCGCUUCGGGCCGCUGCACUUCGAGCGCCGGGCCCGGUUCGAGGUGGCCGACGAGGACAAGCAGUCCCGGCUGCGCUACCAGAACCUGGAGAACGAUGAGGACGGAGCCCAGGCAUCUCCGGAGCCGGAUGGGGGAGUCAGCACCAGGGAUUCCAGCCGAACGUCCAUCCGCAGCUCGCAGUGGUCCUUCAGCACCAUCAGCAACACCACCCAGCGCUCCUACCACGCCUGCUGCAGCUGGACUCAGCACCCUUUGAUCCAGAAGAACCGCCGGGUAGUGCUGGCCUCCUUCCUGCUCCUGCUGCUGGGGCUGGUGCUGAUCCUGAUCGCCGUGGGACUGGAGGUGGCCCCCUCGCCAGGUGUCUCCAGCGCCAUCUUCUUCGUGCCGGGCUUCUUGUUGUUGGUUCCCGGAGGUGCGAAGGGGCUCCGGGGCGGGGCGGGGGGCUCCGGGGCGGGCUGGGCUCUGGGCGGGGCCCUCGGCGCUGACCGGCCCCGCCCCGCAGUCUACCACGUGAUCUUCAUCUACUGCGCCGUCAAGGGCCACCGGGGCUUCCAGUUCUUCUACCUGCCCUACUUCGAGAAGUGAACCGCGGACGGGCAGCCGGUAUCCAGCCUCGUCUCCGAGCGGCCCCAGGAGGCGCUCCUCGGGUCCGCUCCGGUUUCCUCAUCUCCAGGGAAGAACUCCGGGACCCCGGAGCCCCCAACCCCUCGAAGUUUGCUCAGGA